GUGGCUGGGGAGGCGGAGGCGGAUCCGCUCCGGCUCCGGGCGGCGGCGGCCCCUCCACUGCGCCAACCUGCAGGCGGGCUGGCGGCGGCCCCGCCCGGCCGGCCGCGCUCCGCGUGCGCGGGGCUGCGCGGAGCCGAGCCGAGCGGAGCCGAGCCGAGCGGAGCCGAGCCGAGCGGAGCCGCGCCGCGCCCCCCGCCGCCGUCCCGGGCAGAGCCGCCAGGAGCCGCCGCGGGCUGCAGCUCGCUGCCGGCAACAAGCAGCGGCAGCAGCAUCUCGGAGCGGCUCUUUGCUCAGCGCCCUUUCUUCCCUCCCAGCCCUCUCCCCUUUCAUACCUGCAGCCUUGCCUCCUCCCUCCACUCCUCCUACCUCGCCGUUUCUCCUUCUCGCCUGCUCUUCCCCUCUGCUGCUUUUUUCUUUUUAGGUUUUUUCCCCUUCUUUCUUCUUCCCCCACCCUUCUCUUUUUUCGGACCCCCUUCAUCCAGUGCCUCUAAAUUUCUUGGUUUCCCCUGGUUUUUCCUUGGACUCUGCCUUGUCAUGUCAAGAUGGAAGUCAGGCAUGACUGGCUCUCCUCGUCCCCCCAUGAGGGCUUCGAGCAGAUGAGGCUGAAGAGCAGACCCCGGGAGCCCUCCCCGAGCCUCACCCGCGUAGGUGCGAACUUCUACAGCACCGUCAAGCAGCAGGACUACAGUGCCAGCGUCUGGCUGAGGAGGAAGGACAAGCUGGAGCAUUCCCAGCAAAGAUGCAUUGUGAUCUUUGCACUGGUAUGCUGCUUUGCAAUUCUGGUUGCACUGAUAUUUUCGGCAGUGGAUAUUAUGGGAGAAGAUGAGGAUGGACUCUCAGAAAAGAACUGUCAAAAUAACUGUCGGGUUGCUCUUGUGGAAAAUAUUCCUGAAGGGAUCAACUAUUCAGACAGUGCACCAUCCCAUUUGUCUCUUUUCCAAGGCUGGAUGAAUUUGCUUAAUAUGGCUGAAAAGUCUGUUGACAUAGUAUCUUCCCAGUGGGACCUCAAUCACAGUCAUCCAUCAGCAUGCCAGGGACAACGUCUUUUUGAAAAAUUGCUAGAACUGGCAUCCCGAAAUAUUGAGAUAAAAUUAGUGAGUGAUAUAUUGCCCAUGGAAUCAAAGGUAUUAAACGACUUGAAAACAAAGGGUGCUGAAGUGUUGUAUAUGAACAUGUCAGCAUAUAACGAAGGUCGGCUUCAGUCAUCCUUCUGGAUUGUCGAUAAACAGCAUGUGUACAUUGGAAGUGCCAGCCUAGACUGGAGAUCAUUGGGACAGAUGAAGGAACUUGGCAUCAUCGUCUACAACUGUAGCUGCCUGGUCCUGGAUUUACAAAGGAUAUUUGCCUUGUACAGUUCAUUAAAAUACAAGAAUAAAAUACCUCCGAGUUGGUCUAAGAGACUAUACGGCGUGUAUGAUACACAAAAUAAACUGACACUGCAGCUGAAUGAGACAAAAUCAGAAGCUUUUGUGUCGAAUUCACCUAAACUCUUCUGCCCAAAGGACAGAGUCCUGGAUAUUGAAGCUAUAUACAAUGUUAUUGAUGAUGCAAAGCAGUUUGUAUACAUAGCUGUCAUGGACUACUUGCCUAUCGUCAUUGACACAAAUGCUAAAAGAUACUGGCCAUAUUUAGAUGGGAAGAUAAGAGAAGCUUUAGUUUUACGAAGUAUUAAAGUACGACUUCUCAUAAGUUUCUCAAGAGACACAGAUCCCCUUACAUUUAAUUUUGUUUCGUCUCUCAAAGCUAUUUGCACUGAAGUUCCCAGCUGUAGUUUGAAAGUUGUUUUGUCCUCUGUGAAAGGCUUUUUCAUGGUGGUUUCUUUUCAUGAAAAGACCACUUUGGCUAAGUGGUUUCCAGGAGGUGCCCAUGGCUUGCUGCAGAGUACGCUGCAGCUGUUUUGCCAAAGGCAGAAGCCCGAGAAAUUCUUUGACCUCGAAGAAGAGAGUGCAUGCUUUCUUAAAGAACAGAAGAACGCUUCUCUCCCCAAAUUAAAUCGUAACAAAUAUAUGGUGACUGAUGGAGCUGCAUACAUUGGUAAUUUUGAUUGGGUAGGAAAUGCUUUUACACAGAAUGCUGGAGCUGGCCUUGUUAUCAACCAAGCAGACGCGGGGAACAGCACAAGCAUCAUUAAGCAACUCAAAGCUGUUUUUGAAAGGGACUGGUAUUCACAUUAUGCCAAAAGUUUACAACCAACAAAAAUCCCAAACUGCUUUAAUCACAAACUUAAUAAAGCAACAUCAAAUAAGACUGCCAUGAGCAAUGUGAAUUAGAAAGACUAUUCUACUGCUUAGUAUGGCAAUGAAGAAUUACAGUGGGGUGUAGCCCUAUUUCAUACUUACAGAAAAAAGACUUAAAGAAAAACAGCAAAAAAAGGGUUUGGUUUGGGGGAUUUUUUUUUGUUUUUAGGAAAAAGCACACAUAUAAAAAUGUCUAAACUAUAUUCUCUAUAUUGAAUUAUUUAAGACUUUCAAAUUUGUCACUUCUGACACUGAACACAAUUUCUGCUUCCAUGUUACUUUUAAGGUUCCACUUUUGAACAUAACAGCAUGCAUCAAAUUUUCAGUUUUAGGGCUUUCCUUACUUCCCCAUCCUGGCUAGAACGAACCCAGAGGCAGAACCAAUAUUCAAGCUACAAAAUGGCAUUCUGAGAUGUUAUUACUGACAUAUAAGUGGAUGGGAGCUUCCCCCCCCCCCAUUAAAGGAAUAAGCAAACAUUUGUCCAUAUAAAUCAUUCUCUUUAAAUAAAUGACCAGUCACUCAGAUUUUUAUUAGUUCUGAGCACAUAGUUUGAGUAUCACUCUAAGCUUUCUAACUAUCCUUAAAAUAGAUGAGUUACAUGACUGGUAAUGCAUUCAUCUCCUAAGAGUAUCAGAAAGUUUUGAUGAAUGGGGGUUGGUCUAAUCAAUUCAUCAUAAUCCCUAAAGCUUCUCAGAUGCAUGGAUUUCUAUCAAAGUAAUUCAAAUUUCUUUCAGCAUAACCACUUACUUCUAAUUAUACUAGUAUGUAACUAUGAAAAUCUCUGUAUUGUGAGUAUGGUAAAGAUCAAGGACUGACUUUUCCUGAAAUCUGACAGUUUUAUUUUCCCAAUUUAGGUAUAUAUCAACUGAGAGUCAGCAGUUGUGUACAUACGAUUAAACCAAUGCAUAUAUUAGUAUUAAAUACUGCUUUUUAGAAAGGUCAAGGGCUGUGCAAAACCAAACAACAGCAGUUAAAUGACCAUACUUUCUGCUAGCCAUCACUUCAAAAAAUUUUUGCAAAGUUGUAUUUUGAGUUUAAAUGUCACCAUAUAGGUGAAUACAUCAGCACAAACAGGAAUGUGAUGCUUUCAUUUGGGCCAGUUUCAGUUGGUGUUAAUUAGUGUGCCUCUACAAACAUGGCUCAGUUGCAGCAAGAAGCAACUGUUCUCUAAACUGCAAAUUUGCUCUUUAAAAAAAAGACAAACAAAUUUUCAAAUGUUUGAUGAUUUUUUUUCCCCAGCCUGAGCUGUAUCAGCUUAGUUUCUUAACAAAAAGGUUUCCUUACUAUCUUUCAGCUUCUGCUGAAGAAAUAUGGCUAUGAAAGCAAGCUGCAUUCUGCAUUUUGUUAAAACAUUCAUGUAACUUUUUCCAAAAUGCAGACCAUUUUCACCUGGCUGUAUGUUGUUGAAAGCAUACUUUGAAAGCCAUAGGGUAGCAGAGAAAGAAAAAAAAGAAGAAUGUCCCAAGGGACUAUUUUAAUCUUAAGAACGAGUUAAAAACCCAGCUUGACUUUCAAGACACAGAUUUAAUCUGCAAGGUUGGGGAGGGAGUGGGGGGGAGGGGAAGGUUUUACUUUAAACUAAGCACAGUUUAGGAAAUCCUAAAAAGAGAAUGCCAUUUUUUGACAAUUACCAGCUAGAGAUACAUUUCAAAACUAGUUAUGUCUGCAAAAGACCCAUUUUGGUAAAGAAUGUUCAUUUCUUUUAGAGUUUCCCAGAUCUGGAUCAUUUCAAUGAAAAAAAAUGAAGUAACAAGAAAACAUUCUCUAAAAUCUUUGUCAACUUUGGCAGAAGAUAUUCCACAGUUUUAAUGCUCUAUAACAUUUUGCUAAUAUUAAGAUAAGCCAAUGCAAUUCAUUAGCUUCCCCCCUCCCCGUGAAGAACAGCAUAUAUUCUGACAUUAAUAAAAGAAACAAACAAAAAAAGAGUCUAAAGAGAAAACAAACAUUACCUGAGCUGCUGCGGAGAGAUCUGUCUGUUUUUUCUUUGUUCUGUAUAUAAUUUUAGAAAUAAGUACAGCAGCCAUAGGAGAAUGCCUCAAAUGUUUUUAAUGGAAAUAAAUGUUAAUGCAGAUUAUUUUCUGUUGAAACUCUUACUGAUUUCAGCUGAGUUACACCACCAAUGAAUUUAGUUUUCAUAGUCAAAGGGAGAGGAAAAAGAAAUUUUUUUUAAGCUGGUUGAGCUAUCUGUGAAGUUUCAGGAGGACUCUUAUGUGUGGGCAAUUUUAAAGCUUGAGGUGAACUUAAUACUGAGUCCUUACAUAAGAUUAAAAAAAAAAAAUCCAUCCAGAAUUGUCAGUUGUAAUAUCUGAUGGCAAUAAUAUACAAGAAGAAUGAAUCAAUGUAAUAUUUUUCCCUCUUGCAUUAUGGAUACUAGAAGUGUGUUAUGUUUUUGCUACGAUGUUUUGUACAAAUAAUGAAGAAACUCAGUGCAACAGAAUUUUGUCAAAUGAUAAAGCUAAGCUGUCUGUUUUCAAAGCAGGAUUCUGUGACAACAUGAGAUUAUAGAGUUACCACUGACCUUCUAUAUCUAAUAUACCAAAUGAGUGAUUCAGAUGCAGUUGCACUGGCUAGAUUCUGGGCCAAUACACUCAUGAAGAUUAACUGGGUCCAUUAGUUUGUAAGUGCAUUCUUACUGGCUUGAUAAACACAUUCUGGUGCUUCAAUGAGUGAGAAAAAAGCUCAUAUGGAAAAGUACUUUUUUUUAAUAGUAGCAGUACACUGUUUUUAUGAAUGGACACCUUCUAUUGGGAAAUAGUGGUCAGCCAUUCUACAAUGGGACUGGCAGGCACAAGUUUCAUUUGGUAUAAAGUAUGGAUUAAUAAUUUAAUAACUGUUUAGAAUGGCAGCAGCUCCAAAGUAGUAAAGGCGGCUUUGGUCUGUUACGUUAGCCAAAAGAAAGUGCAUCCUUGGAUUUAAGCAAGUAGAGACUUAAAGAAAAAUCAGAUUCUUUUUUAAAUCUGUUAAAAGGAAUCAUAACCAAUUAUUUGUUUGGGGUUAGCACUGUUACUGUUUAACUAACUUUGAUAUAGCAGGCUCGAUUCUGACCUCAGUUCUUUCUACCAAUGUAAACUUGGAGCAAUUCCAUUACAGUUAUUUCACAUUGGUUUAGCAGUGAUCAGAAUCUAGACAAGUUUUUUCUUGCUUUAGCUCUCCUGAAUACCUCCAGUGCACAGCCUAUUUCCAACUUCAACAGGAGCUUGCAUUCAGUAGUUUCUUAUAGAUAUAAUCCAAGAGAUGCACUUUCUCUAACCCCCUUCUAACUGGCAUUGGUAACUCUGUCAUAUUAAAGGCGAUUUCCUAAAGAGAACGGCUUUAUUCUUAAAGAAUAUACUGUAAUUGUUGUUUGCUGCAAACAUUUACUAGUGCCUUAUUCAUACACAAGUUUUUGUUUAACUGUUCCUCAUGUGAAGUCCUGCUAAGGUCUUGUGUCUAGUACUGAAGCAUACAGCGAGCUUCCUAAGACUACACAUUGUGACAUUUACAGGCUAAUAUGUAAAACUAGAGUCACAAAAAGACAAAAAUCGAAUGAGAGGUGGGUCCCAACCAAGAGCACACCUAAACCUGAGUGUUUUUAUCCAAGUCCAGUUCUAGAUCUAAAUUUCAAAAAUUACUCCUGCCUUUAUUACAAACUGAUCCAAAACAUGGUCAAAGCAUUCUGUCCUGCUGAGGUCUAAAAGUAAGUAAAAUCUGAAUUUCCCCCAACAUCCGGCUGAAAUCUAAAACACCACCGCCACAGAAGUUCCUUUAAGCACAAGAUAAAGUCCAAAACUCACAGUGCCUACUUUACAGAUGUUGCAUAUCAUACUAAGUUGUAAGGUUUUGGGGCAGGCCACCACUUCUGUCUGCCUAUAGCAUAUGCUCUUACAAUGCUGCAGAUUAGGUACAAGUAGGUAUUUAGGGUUUUGGUUUUGGUGUUGGGUUUUGUUUUUUGUAAACAGGGAGAAAAAGAGGCAACAGAGCAGGCCUACAACUUCGUUAGUCCCCUGAAGCAUGGAACAACUAUCGACAGCUACUCUCAUUUUCUCUCUGAAGACCCAACAGAACAUACCUUGUGUGCUAGUUCAUAAUGGUCACAGCUGUACCCUGACAGGAACAGGCUGAAGUUUUUGUCUCAUUUUUUUCUCCUCAACUGUUUCUAAGAAAUGCAUCUUCUUUGAACUGAAUUUGGGGCUGUGUGGUAUGAAGUUUGCACAAUAUAGGGCCUCACCUUCCUUCCAGUAAAUCCAGGCUGUAUGCGCAGUUCAGAGGAGAGCUUGAGAAGAAGUUUUCAGCAUUAAGACCGACCCAUUAUUUGCAUUCCUGCUAUCUCCAUGAAUUCUUCUACCACUGUGUUGAGUUUCACAUACAUAAAAACUGAACAGCUAAGCUCUGUGUAGAUGUUCCCUGCCAUUUAACCCCAAUCCAAGGAGAAAUACAGAUAGAGAAUUUCUAGGAUUUUUUUUUUUUUUGUGACUUUAGUGUGUACUUGCUGAAAAUAGCACAGACUUCCUCGGUAAGAUGGCAAAACAUCAGCUGGCUAUUCUAGUUCUUCAAAUGAAGCCUUUUAUAAAUAUCCCCCUCUUGAAUAACAUGCACUUGACUCCUGAAAAUGGCCUUAUGGAGACCACCAAGUUAUGUUAACCAUUCUGGACUUCAAAAUUAACCUUUCAUUUUAGUACAAAUUAUUGACUACAUGCAUAGUAUGUUUCCAGAUGGCAAUUGCUAGCAUUGCGUUUCACUUCCACUCCUGUACUUUCUAUACAUAUAUACACAUUUAAAAAAAAAAAUCACUGUUAAUCCAAUUCAAUUUAUGUAAAAAGCAAGAUGAAUCCUUGGUAUAUUUGAAAUUCACAGCCAUACUUCUCCAAGUUGAAUGCACCAGUAAACAUAUUCCACUUUAACAUUGCGUAUUACGGUAGCUCUACUGAUACUGUAGAGUGGUUGCGUUUCUUAGCAGUAACUUUCCACUUUAAUUACUGCUGGAUGUUAUUUAUGAAUUUCUCAGUGUUAAAAUCAGGUUGCUCUUGCAUUAUCACUUUGCACAAAUGCCUUAGAAGCUUGCCAAACUAGCGUGAAGAAAACAGAUUUUGUUCAAAAUAGUUUAGACAAGAAAAGAAGAACGCAUAUGCUUUACACUGUGUGGAUGUUCAAGUCAGUAGAUGAACCCCAGUCUUAAAACACAGUGGAGCUUUCUAGAGUAUCUCCUGUUUGAAGCCCAUGCAGGGCUAAUCCAAAUAAAACCUUUGAGAAUCUUAUCUUCAGAUCAGGUCUUCAAAGACAAUCUGAGGCAACAAUCCAGUUUUCUUGAGUGUUUCAACAGCGUAACUUAAUUCAUAUUUUUAUGAAAACACAUUCUAUUCCAUGUCCAUAUGCUACAGCUCCAUUAACAUACUAAGGUUAGGUUUCCCUUAAAAUUCAACAUAAAAAUAGGACAAGAUAAGCCUCGGUGGCCUAUUUCUCUAUACCUUGUUAAAAUUAGACUUAGAAGUGCAACUCAGUUCUGGUUGUGUAUUAUUCCACUAGCCAGAGUCUGCUCUAUUUUAUUCACAACAAAUACAACACUGCAGCUUUUGAGGUAUAAACUCACUAAUGUUUUUAAUCCUGUAAAAUGAACAUGUUAAUCUUCACUUUAAGAACAGAAGUAACAUUGACAGCUGAUACAGGCUACUGAAUGGAACAAAAUAUAAUAAAAUGGCCCACAACUAUAGCAUUCCAGAAGAUUUUUGUGCUCCUAUUGACAGAAGUUUUAGCUGCAUGACUACAAAUGUAAGUAAUAAAAAUUAUCUGCAUCAUGACUGAGUUGCAUGAACACAUAUUGGUCACUGCAUCUCACAGCAGUCCCUGCCUUAACAGCUUAAAUGUAAUUAGGGAAGAGAGGAAAGGGGGGGAAAAAAAUAGUGACAGAGGUCAAAUCAACUUGAAUCACACUAGGUCAACAGAGUGGGUACUGGCCUAAAGCCUCUGGGCUAGGUUCUCAUUUUGUCCUUUCCACUGCAAGAUCCUGCAUUUCUUAUCCAUCUACUCUACUUUCUCUCUAUGGGUGACCUCCCAUGAAUGAUUUCAGAAUGAGAGGAGGAAAACAUUAAAUACCACAAAUUUAGGAUACUCAACAGAGAAUAAAAAAAAAAAAUCAGGAUAAAUAUGAUCCCAUCAGUUUUUAUGCAACAGGCACUGUGACGUAAGCAGUACUGGAAAUGGGGCUUGCUCUUGUACAUAAAAAAAAUUUUAGCACUCUUCCCACACUAAUAUAAACAGAGGAUUUGCAGCACAGCACAUGCCUACAAAUGAUUACAGCACAUGCAGCAUUUGUUUAUGUUCUCUCAGUACACAAAUAUAGUCAAGUCAAAUAGCUAUUCAUCAGUCUGAACUCUUCAUAAACUGGAUGAUUUGAAACCUAAGCCCAAAUAUCAGGCCGUCAAAUUUGACAAAUGGAAUCAUUAAAAUGAAACAGUAACUUUUGGCAAAGAUGUUAACUAUAUAAAGUACAUAAGACUGAGAAGCCCUUGUUAAAUUUUCAAACGCAACUUUGAGGAACUUCAUGGGGAUAUUAAUGGGGAAAGGGUAUUUAUGUCAAAAGAUUACAGGCAUGCACCUUUAUAUCUAAUGUUGUCUAAGGCAGCCAGCGUUUAACAUACAAAGUGAGAAGCUCCUCACAUGGAAGUAUGUGGCACUAGACUUUAAUGACUGACUUGCUAACAAAUGUUUUGAAGUGAAUUUGCUCAGUGUUCAGUUAUUCCACAUUAUUCUGCAUUUGUAUUUCUUCAAAGGACACUCUACCUGUAUUUGUGGUUUUCUUAAAACUUGAAAACUUGGCAGAAAAGCAGGAUGCUCCCUAGAAAUGACAGCUGCUUCUUUCUGAAGGUCAGGGAGCCAAUCUCCUAAUCUUGCCUGCCCUCUUGCUGUCUUCUGCUUCUUCAACAGUCCAUUGCAGAUUUUCACUUGUCAUUGCCUGAGGAAUACAGAAAACAAAAGAAAAUAUUUUUAGUAAUCUGUUUCUUAUGAAACCUGCUGGCUGCUCAGCAAGCUUUUGCCCUCUCAGAAACCCCUUACCUAAUGUGAUACCCAAGAAAGCAUAAUAAAGGAGUUCAAACACAUCAUGAAGGUGCCUAACAUAACUCUUCACCUGGUGAGACCCAUAUGCAGAAGUCAGAAUAAGGGAUACAGAAGAAAGAAGAAAAAAAUAAAAAGUUUAGCAAAUCUAAAAUGAGGUGGGGUUCCUUCUGCUGAUAUAAAUACCUCUUCCGGUGGCAUCAUUUAUUCUAAUGUUAACCAUUUUUAACUAUACAACCAGAUUUGUAAUGACUGCAAUGUGCAGGUAACUUCAGCAUGAGGAGGUGAGAGGAUAAACACCCCAUUAACCAUGCUCCUCCUCCUUGGGAAUUAAAUUAAUUUCUUCACUUGGGGGGGGGCGGGGAGGGGGCAGGAGGAAGGCAGGGAAAAUUGAGAAAUGUACUUUCUCCUCUGUCCAAGGAAUAGCGCAGACUUCUACCAGAACCAGAGCUGGUAGGGUUUCCAGAAAAAGCAAAGAUCCUACACAUGCAACUCCCAGGAAUUCUCAAAAGGUGGUGCAUACCUGUGGAAACUUGGGCCUCAGCCUAGUACCACCUUCUUUGUAACAAACUGUCAGACUUCUCAGGAGAGCUCUUCUUCCUCCUCCCUACUCUACUCCAAGUAGCUGUGACAUCUGCUUUCAGCAAUCUCUUGAAUCUUUCAUUUUAAGAAACUCCCAGGAUAGUUAAGACUUAGGCCUGUGGAGAGAAAAAUAAAUGGCAGAUUCAGCCAGGGACCCAAAGAGUCUAGCGUAAGUAUUAAAAUGCCUAAGAAAUCAAGAUCAAAUAACAGAGCAUGUACUCACUUUUACCAACGCACACACAUACGGCGCAAGAGAAAAAGAGAGUAAGAGAGUGCGAGCACACACAAAAAUCAGAAAAAAAGGGGAGGCAAUUACCUCAAAUUAAUGAAGUUGAAAUUUAUAAAUAAAAAUGCCAACUGUUAUGUAUGAGGACAAUCCCCACAUCUAAACUGCUGCUCUUAAUAUAACAGAGAUGCAAUAGACAGUAGUUUUGAUAUGUUUUGCAAAGUAGGUUUGGGCAUUGAAAGUCUUAUGUCCAUCUAUGGAUGCAUUCAGCUUAAGAGUUAGGCAAGAAAAAGGGCUCUCCAUGUAUUUACAGAUUCUACUGUCAAAAAAUCAUUAAAAAAAUAGCCACUUCUCUCCUCAUCUGUAUAUUCAGAUGUCAACAUACAGAUCUUUGUGAAGAUGUCUGAAGAACAGCAGAAAAGCAACAUUUGUUACAGGAAGCAGCCAACUAAAACAGAUUCUGAGCCCAUUUUCCAAGUGUCAGUUGAUACAAUAAAAGCACUCAGAUGCCCCCAUAUCCAUCUCGGAUUCCAAAGUCCUUAUAUCAGAUUCCAGAUAUGGAGCUGCGGCUCUCCAUACAUGCACAGAAACAUAUCCUCAGAGGAAGAGCGGUAUCUGUGUCAGAAGAGCUAAGAACAUCUCUCAUAAUGACCUGUUCCACAGUUGUUCUACAAUUAAAUAAGACUAACAAGAAAUAAUGAUAGUUAUUACAUUACUUACUGGAAAAGGCCAUGUGUCCUUUGCUAGAAAAUGUGAAUGUGCACACAUCAACAGACUCAAAAUAAUGACCUACAGAGGUAAACUUCUAGCCACAGCAUAGAAGUGCAUUAACAUUCUGUUAAGUUUCUGACAGCACAUACCAAAGCAGUCUAUUCACACAUUUGCCAAAGCUCACUUUUAUAAAACCAAGGAGCAAUGUCUGAACUCAAUUCUUCCUCCUCCCUUUCCUCACUCCCUCACACAAACACACUUUUUUCAUUAGUAAAUGUUUCCAUUACCCUUCCCUCCAACUCAUCUGGCUCUUUUCCUUUUUGAGCCGUUUCCUACAUGCUGUUUCUGUGGGAAUCCCUUGCUCCUUUGUACACAGGGACAAAUCCCUACAAGUGAACCUGUAGCUUGCAUCUUUGGUGUUGUGAUGUGCUACAGGGUUACUUCUAGUAGCUUUACUUGAAGUGCUCAGAAAAGGAAAGCAAACACACAUGCUAUUAGAAGGCACCAAAAAACCUUGUUAUAUAUGAAAACAAGGGCAACCAGGGAAAAAGCAGAAUACAGGCAGUACUGAAAAAAAUGCCUGAAAGGGGGAAGAAAUACCUGAAAUGGGUUUUAACUCAUAAUUCUCAAUCCCAUUUCACCUUGGGAUGUCCAAAACCAAAAUCAAGACCUACAGCCCAAUUUUGCAAACCCACAACUUCAUCGCAAGCCUUACCUCAAAAAAUUUUGUUCGCUGCUGUCCUGUAGUCACACAUACCAGGUUAACCUGCCAAGCUAGGCAAUGACAAGCAAGUCAAAACCGCUGACUACUUCAAGCCACGUGACCUCAACUUUGCCCUCCAGGGGGCACUUGGCCACAGAGGGGUCUAACCUAGGUACUUCUAUCUUGUGACAGCUAGAGAGCUUAAACUCACCACUAUAUAUCAACACCUUCUGAGAGUAAAUUAGGAAAAGAAACUUCUCUGCAAACAUAUUUUAUUUUAAAUCUGUGGGUGUGACUUUGGCACUGCAUUGUUUCCCCCUUCUCCCCCACAAUCUAAAAAUAGCAGGAGUCCUUUGUAAAGUAUCCAGGGCAAAAAAUGAUAUGUACUAUAUAGGUUUACUUGCUCUGAUGGAGUAAAACAUCAAAUAGAAAAAUCUGUCUAAACUUGUUUCGAAAACUGCAUGGCCAGCUUAUGCAGUAGCUAGAUACGUGGCAAGGUUGCAGUGUUACUCUCCAAGGAGAAUACAGUAAAUAUGCUUAUAUAUUUUGUUUAUUUAUUGAGCAUUGUGUAGUCUCCAAGCUCUACUAUGAGAGGUAUGGGUAACUUCUCAUUGUCCUUCCUACUACAGAACACAGUAUUUAUCACAGAUGCAUACCGUACAGUGGCAUAGCUUAGGCCUGUUAUAUAGGUCAGUUUCUGCAAUGCACACAUGAGAACAUAGUUUGCCACUGCAAAGGAGAGUGGCUGUAAAAUCUAUUUUGGAUAACCCAAUUUAUAUUUGAGGAAAUCAAUGUGUGGUCAUUUCUAGAACUGUGAAUAUAAGGUAACUGCUGCAUGCUUGUAUAUUUGAUGAGUUUUAUUAUACUAUAUCCUUAUAUGAAUGCCUAUGCAGUGUAAAUGCUUUAAUAUGAGAUACCUAAUGGUUUUUUACACAUUAUUUUCUAAUGAUGCUACAUUUUACUGCAUGUUUAUCCAUUUUUUGUGUUGGUAUAAAGUGCAACCAGGAAGACAUAUGAUUUUAGUAACUUAUACAGCAACCAUUCAAAUCCAUUAUAAAAACAUGUUCUUAGAUAAAGACUUUUAAACUUGGCAAGCAAUGUGCUUCCUUUAGACAAUGUGCUUGGUUCACAGCAAUACCUGUGUAAUUAAUGUUUAUUUGUAAAAUCACGGAGCCUGUAAAUGGGGCUAUCAAUUCUGCUGCAAACUAUGUCAGUAAGUUUUGAUACCUUUGAAAAUGUAACUCAUCCUACUUUUACUAGAAGAACAGAUGAGACCCAUCCUGAUUCAAUUUGAAAACUAAUGCUCUGACUUAAAAGAGUCUAAAACUGAGCAGCUAUUGUGUUCAGUGCUGCAGGCUGACAGGCAAUGUAGCAACCUUUUUUUAACAAUACAUUCUCAUACCCUUAAUAUAACGAGUUCAUAUUAUGUUAUGGUAAAUUGGGCCCACUGUUUACAGAGUUACUAAAUGUAACCAAAGUUCAGUGUACCUGACUGACUUGAGCUGAUUCAUUCUUUUGGAAGAAAAAGAGGCUAACAGGGUUUUUGCUGGGGCUUUUGGGAGGUGGUUUGGUACAGAAGAAUGCUGCUGUUGUACCAGUGCAUUUUGAAGGUGAAGAAGUCACUGGCUGAAGGACUUGUGGCUAAGGCACUGUCAGUGUUUGAAAGUGGGUAAUAUAUUACACUGCUGCAAACUAAGUUACCAAUGAUAUAAACACUAAAUCAAGAAAGAGUAAUGCAUUAAAGCUAUGUAAAUAUUGAUUUUAAUGCUGCAGCAUCAGAGCCAUCAUUUUUCACCGCUUUGAUAUCCAAGGAUUCAUAGUAUUACACAGAACGUAUUUCAUCUGCUUCAUUUUUCAGUUUCAAUAUUUUCAUUCAAAGCAAAGUAACUCCUGUUUCUUUGUACUGCACUGAAAUAAAAGAAUUUUGUUUCAGUAUAUAA
Molecule: messenger RNA, 13429 nt
Organism: Dromaius novaehollandiae (emu)
Lineage: Eukaryota; Metazoa; Chordata; Aves; Casuariiformes; Dromaiidae
Gene: PLD5
Product: phospholipase D family member 5
Exons: 11
Coding region: 543-2270 (575 amino acids)
Molecular function (GO): catalytic activity
Source: RefSeq, a predicted model, not a curated record